Messenger RNA from Photinus pyralis (common eastern firefly), 15084 nucleotides. RefSeq lists its product as uncharacterized. NCBI's taxonomy places the organism in Eukaryota, Metazoa, Arthropoda, Insecta, Coleoptera, Lampyridae. Bases 1 to 15003 code for a protein of 5000 amino acids. The transcript is spliced from 240 exons. The record is from RefSeq and is a predicted model, not a curated record.
AUGAUUGAUAAUCGACUACUCUGGUAUCUCGAAAAACAUCAACUUUUGGACGAAACACAAUCAGGAUUUAGGCCGAACCGAUCUACAAUCGACAACCUCGUCAUCCUACAAACGGAAAUUUCUCAAGCUUUUGGAAACAAGAACGUUGUCAUAGCAGUAUCCCUCGAUAUUCGCAGUGCCUUUGAUGUCGGGUGGAGGUCCGCUAUUUUGGAAAAGCUGAAAGAAUUCGGUCUAUCCGGACCCUUGUACUCAUUUAUACAACAUUUUCUCAACGAUAGAUCUUUUAAAGUCAUCGCGCUUGAACAGAACGAAGGCUUAGGUGACAUCAAGCAGAUCAUAGUGAGUGGAAAAUGGCCUACUCCGAUUGAGCAAAAACCUGUCAACAUCAACAUCCUCUUCCAAGGCAAACCGGAUCUGUCAUCAAAGGUUAACAUACUUUGGAACAGUCUUUCCGAGGAUGCAAAGAACUCGCUCAACGUUAACAUCGGCAGUUUGCCAACCGACCAGCAGGAACGAAUCCUUUUGUACUUGUACCAAUUGGCCCAAGACAAGGUGGGCAAAGUAGGCAUAAAGAUUGAUUUGAGCCCGACGACGAUUAAGACGGCCAUAGACAAGGAUAACAGCGGUCAACUGGUUGAUAUCAAACAGAUCAUAGUCAGCGGAAAGUGGCCCGAGCAAAAACCGGUUAACGUCAACAUUCUCUUCCAAGGCAAACCAGACUUAGCGUCAAAGGUCAACAUCCUCUGGAACAGUCUAUCCGAGCCCUCAAAGAACCUGCUCAACAUAAACAUUGGCAGCAAGUCACCCGAACAGCAGGAACGAAUCCUUUUGUACCUGUACAAAUUGGCGCACGACAAGGUGGGUAAACCUGGGGUGAAGAUUGACCUGAGCCCGACUACGAUCAAGACGGUCAUAGACAAGGACAAUAAGGGCCAGCUGAACGAUAUGAAGCAGAUCAUCAUCAUCGGAAAAUGGCCCGUACCUGGACAGGAGAAGCCUGUGAACAUCAACAUUCUCUUCCAAGGCAAACCGGAUUUGGCAUCAAAGGUCAAUAUACUAUGGAACAGUCUGUCUGACAAGGCAAAGAACACCAUCAACGUAAGUCUGGGCGAUAUGCCAAUCGAUCAUCAGGAACGAGUCCUUUUAUACUUGUACAAACUGGCCCAGGAUAAGGUCGGAAAGCCCGGUAUUAAAAUUGAUUUGAACCCGGCGACUAUUAAGACGGCCCUAGACAAGGAUAUCAAUGAUGAGCUCGAAGACAUCCAGCAGAUCAUCAUCAACGGACGCUGGCCCCAGCCUGGUGAGGAAAAUACGGUGAAAAUCGACCUCCUCUUCCCCGACAAGCCCGACUUACAGUCGAAGGUCAAUCUGCUGUGGAACAAACUGACCGACCAAGGAAAGGACAAUGUGAACAAGCUUUUGGGAGAUCUCACCCCCGAUCAACAGCGCCCCAUCCUCCUCUACAUCUACGAUAUCGCCAAGGAAAAUUUGAAGAAACCCAAUACGCAAUUGAACCUUGACACCAACACCAUCACUACGGUUAUCAACAUGGAGAAGAAUAAUAAACUGGAAGAUAUCAAGAAGAUAAUCAUCGACGGAAAGUGGCCUGGGUCUGAAAACGAGAACAAGGUGGUGAACGUCAAUGUACUCUUCCCAGACAAGCCGGAGUUGCAGUCAAAGGUCAACGUACUUUGGAACAGUCUCACGGACAACGCGAAGGAUACCAUCAAUCAAAAUAUUGGAGACAUGGAACCGGACCAACAAGCGCGAAUUCUCUUGUACCUUCUCAAAACGAUCGAGGACAAGGUGGGUCAACCCGGAGUGAAAGUCAACGUAAGCCCGGAUACCAUCCAAAAGAUUAUAAUUAAGGACGAGAAUGACGAAUUGGGAGACAUAAAGAACGUCAUCAUUACCGGAAAGUGGCCCCAGCCGGAGAAGGAAUACACAGUGAAAGUUAACACCCUCUUCCCCGACAAGCCCGACUUACAAUCCAAGGUUGACCUGCUCUGGGACAAGUUGACUGACGAAGGAAAGGACAACGUCGAUGAUCGUCUGAAGGACUUGACACCCGACCAACAGAGACCCAUCCUGCUCUACAUUUACAACAUCGCCAAGGAGAACCUCGAUAAGCCUAACACGAAGUUGGACCUUGACACUGACACAAUCGAUAAGGUCAUCACCUUGGAGAAGAACAACAACUUGGAGGACAUAAAAAAGAUCAUCGCAAACGGAAAGUGGCCGAAACAAGGAGAGGAUAAGGUCAAAAUUAACCUACUCUUCCCCGACAAACCGGAACUGAAGUCGAAAGUCCAACUGCUCUGGGACAGCCUGACUGACAACGCCAAGCAUACCAUCGACAGUAACGUGGGAAGUUUGAGACCCGAACAACAAGAGCGAAUCCUUCUUUUCCUUCUCAGCCAAUUGGAGGAUCAAGUGGGCAAACCUGGCGUGAAAAUCGACGUGGACCAGGAUACCAUCCACAGGAUCGUGCUGAAGGAGCUGAACGACGACUUGGAAAACAUCAAGGAGGUUAUCGACAACGGUAAGUGGCCUACAACGCCGAAGACCCCAGAGGAAAACAUUGUGAAAAUCCACGACAUGUUCCCUGACAAGCCGGACCUACAGUCCAAGAUUGAUCUUCUUUGGGACAAAUUGACCGACAAUGGAAAGGAUAACAUCAACAAACUCCUGAAGGACCUGAGCCCGGACAAACAAGCACCCGUUCUGCUGUACCUUUACGAUAUUGCCAAGGACACUUUGAAUAAGCCCAAGACCAAGCUUGAUCUCGACAGUGACACGAUCACCACGGUUAUCAAACUCCAGGAGAAAGAUAAACUGGGCGACAUUCCACAGAUUAUCACACUCGGAAGAUGGCCCUCUGAGAGCGAACGACCAAUUCAGGGACUGACAACCACUCCCAAGACUGAGAUUCACAAAAUAAAGAUUGAUGAGCUCUUCCCCGACAAACCCGACUUGGAAGAGAAAGUUAAGCUACUUUGGGACAGCCUGACUGAAGACGCCAAGGACGCGAUCGACAAGGAGAUCGGAGACAAAAAACCCGAAGACCAGGCCCCCAUUCUCUUGUACCUUUUCAGACUGUUGGAAGACAAAGUCGGUCAACCCAAUGUGCAGAUCGAUGUCAAACCGGACACCAUCCACAAGAUUGUACUCAAAGACGAAGCUGGUGACUUGGAUGACAUUAGGACCAUCAUCCUCACCGGAAAGUGGCCCUCAUCAGAGUCGACGACAACGCCAAAGACAGUGAUCCAUAAAAUCCACAUUGACGACAUCUUCCCCGACAAGCCCGACUUGGAAGAAAAAGUCAAGCUACUUUGGGACAGCCUGACUGAAGACGCCAAGGACGUGAUCGAUAAGGAGAUUGGAGACAAAACACCCGAAGAACAGGCUCCCAUCCUCUUGUACCUCUUCAAGCUGUUGGAAGACAAAGUCGGCCAACCCAAUGUGCAGAUCGAUGUCAAACCGGACACCAUCCACAAGAUUGUACUGAAAGACGAAACUGGUGAAUUGGACGACAUAAAGACCAUCAUCCUCACCGGAAAGUGGCCCUCAUCAGAGUCGACGACAACGCCAAAGACACAGAUCCAUAAAAUCCACAUUGACGACAUCUUCCCCGACAAGCCCGACUUGGAAGAAAAAGUCAAGCUACUUUGGGACAGUCUGACUGAAGACGCCAAGGACGUGAUCGAUAAGGAGAUUGGAGACAAAACACCCGAAGAACAGGCUCCCAUCCUCUUGUACCUCUUCAAGCUGUUGGAAGACAAAGUCGGCCAACCCAAUGUGCAGGUCGAUGUCAAACCGGACACCAUCCACAAGAUUGUACUGAAAGAAGAAACUGGUGACUUGGAUGACAUUAAGACCAUAAUCGACACUGGAAAGUGGCCUAAAGAGGAAGGUACAACAACAACCACGGCAAAGACAGUUGAUACACACAAAGUAAGGAUUGACGACAUCUUCCCUGAUAAACCCGACCUGGAAGAAAAGAUUAAGAUACUCUGGGACAGUCUCACUGAGGAAGGAAAGGACGCGAUCGAUGAAGUAAUAGGAGACAAGAAACCUGAAGAGCAGGCUCCCAUCCUCCUAUACCUGUUCAAACUGUUGGAAGACAAAGUUGGUCAACCGAAUGUGAAAGUCACUGUCGAACCAGAUACCAUUGAAAAGAUUGUGCUUAAAGAAGAACGUGGUGACUUGGAUGACAUUAAGACCAUCAUUCUAACCGGAGAAUGGCCCACAUCUGGUACGGUAACCACGACCACCACACCAAAGACCGAGGAACCUGAGAAUGACAGAGUGAAUAUUCACGAAAUCUUCCCCGACAAACCAGACCUACAGUCGAAGAUUGACCUUCUUUGGGAAAAAUUAACACCAGAAGGAAAAGAAAAUAUUAACGAUCUUUUAGAAGACCUACCUAAGGAUAAAAAAGCGCCCAUUUUGCUUUACAUCUACGAUAUUGCCAAGGAUACUCUCAAUAAGCCCAAGACCAAGCUUGACCUCGACAAAGAUACGAUCACCACGGUUAUCUUACGAGAGGAGAAAGACAAACUAGGAGAUAUACCACAGAUCAUCGAAAUUGGAAGAUGGCCAGAUGAGAGUGAGAGACCACUUAAGGGAACUACCACAACCACGCCAAAAACCGUUGAUGUACAUAAGGUGAAAAUUGACGAGCUCUUCCCAGACAAGCCCGACUUGGAAGAAAAGGUUAAGUUACUUUGGGACAGCCUAACAGAAGACGCAAAGGACGUCAUCGAUGAGGAAUUGGGAGACAAGAAACCAGAAGAACAGGCUCCUAUCCUCUUGUACCUCUUUAAACUUUUGGAAGACAAACUCGGUCAACCUAACGUGCAGGUUAAUGUCGAACCGGACACCAUCCACAAGAUUGUACUGAAAGAAGAAACUGGUGACUUGGAUGACAUUAAGACCAUAAUCGACACUGGAAAGUGGCCUAAAGAGGAAGGUACAACAACAACCACGGCAAAGACAGUUGAUACACACAAAGUAAGGAUUGACGAUAUCUUCCCGGAUAAACCCGACUUGGAAGAAAAGAUUAAAGUACUCUGGGAUAGUCUCACUGAGGAAGGAAAGGACGCGAUCGAUGAAGUAAUAGGAGACAAGAAACCUGAAGAGCAGGCCCCCAUCCUCCUAUACCUGUUCAAACUGCUAGAAGAUAAAGUUGGUCAACCUAAUGUGAAAGUCACUGUCGAACCAGAUACCAUUGAAAAGAUUGUGCUCAAAGAGGAACGAGGUGACUUGGAUGAUAUUAAGACCAUCAUUCUAACCGGAGAGUGGCCCACAUCUGGUACGGUAACAACGACCACCACACCAAAGACCGAGGAACCUGAGAAUGACAGAGUGAAUAUUCACGACAUUUUCCCCGAUAAACCGGAUCUACAGUCGAAGAUUGACCUUCUUUGGGACAAAUUAACACCAGAAGGAAAAGAAAAUAUCAACGAUCUUUUGGAAGACCUACCUAAAGAUAAAAAAGCGCCCAUUUUGCUUUACAUCUACGAUAUUGCCAAGGAUACUCUCAAUAAGCCCAAGACCAAGCUUGACCUCGACAAAGAUACGAUCACCACGGUUAUCUUACGAGAGGAGAAAGACAAACUAGGAGAUAUACCACAGAUCAUCGAUCUUGGAAGAUGGCCAGAAGAGAGUGAGAGACCACUUAAGGGAACUACCACAACCACGCCAAAAACCGUUGAUGUACACAAGGUGAAAAUUGACGAGCUCUUCCCAGACAAGCCCGACUUGGAAGAAAAGGUUAAGUUACUUUGGGACAGCCUAACAGAAGACGCAAAGGACGUCAUCGAUGAGGAAUUGGGAGACAAGAAACCAGAAGAACAGGCUCCUGUCCUCUUGUACCUUUUUAAACUUUUGGAAGAUAAACUCGGUCAACCUAACGUGCAGGUUACUGUCGAACCGGACACCAUCCACAAGAUUGUACUGAAAGAAGAAACUGGUGACUUGGAUGACAUUAAGACCAUAAUCGACACUGGAAAGUGGCCUAAAGAGGAAGGUACAACAACAACCACGGCAAAGACAGUUGAUACACACAAAGUAAGGAUUGACGAUAUCUUCCCGGAUAAACCCGACUUGGAAGAAAAGAUUAAAGUACUCUGGGAUAGUCUCACUGAGGAAGGAAAGGACGCGAUCGAUGAAGUAAUAGGAGACAAGAAACCUGAAGAGCAGGCCCCCAUCCUCCUAUACCUGUUCAAACUGCUAGAAGAUAAAGUUGGUCAACCUAAUGUGAAAGUCACUGUCGAACCAGAUACCAUUGAAAAGAUUGUGCUCAAAGAGGAACGAGGUGACUUGGAUGAUAUUAAGACCAUCAUUCUAACCGGAGAGUGGCCCACAUCCGGUACGGUAACAACGACCACCACACCAAAGACCGAGGAACCUGAGAAUGACAGAGUGAAUAUUCACGACAUUUUCCCCGAUAAACCGGAUCUACAGUCGAAGAUUGACCUUCUUUGGGACAAAUUAACACCAGAAGGAAAAGAAAAUAUCAACGAUCUUUUGGAAGACCUACCUAAAGAUAAAAAAGCGCCCAUUUUGCUUUACAUCUAUGAUAUUGCCAAGGAUACUCUCAAUAAGCCCAAGACCAAGCUUGACCUCGACAAAGAUACCAUCACCACGGUUAUCUUACGAGAGGAGAAAGACAAACUAGGAGAUAUACCACAGAUCAUCGAUCUUGGAAGAUGGCCAGAAGAGAGUGAGAGACCACUUAAGGGAACUACCACAACCACGCCAAAAACCGUUGAUGUACAUAAGGUGAAAAUUGACGAGCUCUUCCCAGACAAGCCCGACUUGGAAGAAAAGAUUAAGUUACUCUGGGACAGCCUCACUGAGGAAGGAAAGGACGCAAUCGAUGAAGUUAUAGGAGACAAGAAACCUGAAGAACAGGCUCCCAUCCUCCUAUACCUGUUCAAACUGUUGGAAGACAAAGUUGGUCAACCUAAUGUGAAAGUCACUGUCGAACCAGAUACCGUUGAAAAGAUUGUACUUAAAGAAGAACGUGGUGACUUGGAUGACAUUAAGACCAUCAUUCUAACCGGAGAGUGGCCCACAUCUGGUACGGUAACCACGACCACCACACCAAAGACCGAGGAACCUGAGAAUGACAGAGUGAAUAUUCACGAAAUCUUUCCCGACAAACCGGACCUACAGUCGAAGAUUGACCUUCUUUGGGAGAAAUUAACACCAGAAGGAAAGGAAAACAUCAACGAUCUUUUGGAAGAUCUACCUAAAGAUAAAAAAGCGCCCAUUUUGCUUUACAUCUACGAUAUUGCCAAGGAUACUCUCAAUAAGCCCAAGACCAAGCUUGACCUCGACAAAGAUACGAUCACCACGGUUAUCUUACGAGAGGAGAAAGACAAACUAGGAGAUAUACCACAGAUCAUCGAUCUUGGAAGAUGGCCAGAAGAGAGUGAGAGACCACUAAAAGGAACUACCACAACCACGCCAAAAACCGUUGAUGUACACAAGGUGAAAAUUGACGAGCUCUUCCCAGACAAGCCCGACUUGGAAGAAAAGGUUAAGUUACUUUGGGACAGCCUAACAGAAGACGCAAAGGACGUCAUCGAUGAGGAAUUGGGAGACAAGAAACCAGAAGAACAGGCUCCUAUCCUCUUGUACCUAUUUAAACUUUUGGAAGAUAAACUCGGUCAACCUAACGUGCAGGUUACUGUCGAACCGGACACCAUCCACAAGAUUGUACUGAAAGAAGAAACUGGUGACUUGGAUGACAUUAAGACCAUAAUCGACACUGGAAAGUGGCCUAAAGAGGAGGGUACAACAACAACCACGGCAAAGACAGUUGAUACACACAAAGUAAGGAUUGACGAGAUCUUCCCUGAUAAACCCGAGCUGGAAGAAAAGAUUAAGUUACUCUGGGACAGCCUCACUGAGGAAGGAAAGGACGCGAUCGAUGAAGUUAUAGGUGACAAGAAACCUGAAGAACAGGCUCCCAUCCUCCUAUACCUGUUCAAACUGCUGGAAGACAAAGUUGGUCAACCGAAUGUGAAAGUCACUGUCGAACCAGAUACCAUUGAAAAGAUUGUGCUUAAAGAAGAACGUGGUGACUUGGAUGACAUUAAGACCAUCAUUCUAACCGGAGAAUGGCCCACAUCUGGUACGGUAACCACGACCACCACACCAAAGACCGAGGAACCUGAGAAUGACAGAGUGAAUAUUCACGAAAUCUUCCCCGACAAACCAGACCUACAGUCGAAGAUUGACCUUCUUUGGGAAAAAUUAACACCAGAAGGAAAAGAAAAUAUUAACGAUCUUUUAGAAGACCUACCUAAGGAUAAAAAAGCGCCCAUUUUGCUUUACAUCUACGAUAUUGCCAAGGAUACUCUCAAUAAGCCCAAGACCAAGCUUGACCUCGACAAAGAUACCAUCACCACGGUUAUCUUACGAGAGGAGAAAGACAAACUAGGAGAUAUACCACAGAUCAUCGAUCUUGGAAGAUGGCCAGAAGAGAGUGAGAGACCACUAAAAGGAACUACCACAACCACGCCAAAAACCGUUGAUGUACACAAGGUGAAAAUUGACGAGCUCUUCCCAGACAAGCCCGACUUGGAAGAAAAGGUUAAGUUACUUUGGGACAGCCUAACAGAAGACGCAAAGGACGUCAUCGAUGAGGAAUUGGGAGACAAGAAACCAGAAGAACAGGCUCCUAUCCUCUUGUACCUCUUUAAACUUUUGGAAGAUAAACUCGGUCAACCUAACGUGCAGGUGAAUGUCGAACCGGACACCAUCCACAAGAUUGUACUGAAAGAAGAAACUGGUGAAUUGGAUGACAUUAAGACUAUAAUUGACCAAGGAAAGUGGCCCAGACAGGAAGGUACAACAACGACCACCCCCAAACCAGUUGAUACACACAAAGUAAGGAUUGACGAUAUCUUCCCUGAUAAACCCGAUCUGGAAGAAAAGAUUAAGUUACUCUGGGACAGCCUCACUGAGGAAGGAAAGGACGCGAUAGAUGAAGUUAUAGGAGACAAGAAACCUGAAGAACAGGCUCCCAUCCUCCUAUACCUGUUCAAACUGCUGGAAGACAAAGUUGGUCAACCUAAUGUGAAAGUCACAGUCGAACCAGAUACCAUUGAAAAGAUUGUGCUUAAAGAAGAACGUGGUGACUUGGAUGACAUUAAGACCAUCAUUCUAACCGGAGAGUGGCCCACAUCUGGUACGGUAACCACGACCACCACACCAAAGACCGAGGAACCUGAGAAUGACAGAGUGAAUAUUCACGAAAUCUUCCCCGACAAACCAGACCUUCAGUCGAAGAUUGACCUUCUUUGGGAAAAAUUAACACCAGAAGGAAAAGAAAAUAUAAACGAUCUUUUAGAAGACUUACCUAAGGAUAAAAAAGCGCCCAUUCUGCUUUACAUUUACGAUAUUGCCAAGGAUACUCUCGAUAAGCCCAAGACCAAGCUUGACCUCGACAAAGAUACCAUCACCACGGUUAUCUUACGAGAGGAGAAAGACAAACUAGGAGAUAUACCACAGAUCAUCGAUCUUGGAAGAUGGCCAUCCGAGAGUGAGAGACCCAUUAAGGGAACUACCACAACCACGCCGAAGACAGUUGAUACUCAUUUAGUUAGGAUUGACGAUAUCUUCCCUGAUAAACCCGAUCUGGAAGAAAAGAUUAAGUUACUCUGGGACAGCCUCACUGAGGAAGGAAAGGACGCGAUCGAUAAAGUUAUAGGAGACAAGAAACCUGAAGAACAGGCUCCCAUCCUCCUAUACUUGUUCAAACUGCUGGAAGACAAACUUGGUCAACCUGAUGUGAAAGUCACAGUCGAACCAGAUACCAUUGAAAAGAUUGUGCUUAAAGAUGAACGUGGUGACUUAGAUGACAUUAAGACCAUCAUUCUAACCGGAGAGUGGCCCACAUCUGGUACGGUAACGACGACCACCACACCAAAGCCCGAGGAACCGGAGAAUGACAGAGUGAAUAUUCACGAAAUCUUCCCCGACAAACCGGACCUACAGUCGAAGAUUGACCUUCUUUGGGACAAAUUAACACCAGAAGGAAAGGAAAACAUCAACGAUCUUUUGGAAGACCUACCUAAAGAUAAAAAAGCUCCCAUCCUGCUCUACAUCUACGAUAUUGCCAAGGAUACUCUUAAUAAGCCAAAUACCAAGCUGGACCUCGACAAGGACACCAUCACGAAGGUUAUCUUACGAGAAGAGAAAGACAAACUGGGAGACAUUCCACAGAUUAUCGAUCUCGGCAGAUGGCCUUCUGAGAGCGAACGACCAGUUAAGGGAACCACCACACCAAAGACAGAGGAACCUGAGAAUACCAGAGUGCCGAUUCACGACCUCUUCCCCGACAAGCCGGACCUACAGUCGAAAAUCGAUCUUAUGUGGAGUAAACUAACGCCCGAAGGAAAAGAAAACGUCAAUGAUCUUUUGGAAGAUUUACCCAAAGAUAAACAAGCUCCCAUCCUGCUCUACAUUUACGAUAUUGCCAAGGAUACUGUUGAUAAGCCCAAUACUAAGCUGGCACUCGACAGAGACACCAUCACCACGGUUAUCUUACGGGAGGAGAAAGACAAACUGGGAGACAUUCCACAGAUUAUCGAUCUCGGCAGAUGGCCUUCUGAGAGCGAACGACCAAUUAAGGGAACCACCACACCAAAGACAGAGGAACCUGAGAAUACCAGAGUGCCUAUUCACGACCUCUUCCCCGACAAGCCGGACCUACAGUCGAAAAUCGAUCUUAUGUGGAGUAAACUAACGCCCGAAGGAAAAGAAAACGUCAAUGAUCUUUUGGAAGACUUACCUAAAGAUAAACAAGCUCCUAUCCUGCUCUACAUCUACGAUAUUGCCAAGGACACUCUUGAUAAACCGAAUACCAAGCUGGACCUGGACAGAGACACCAUCACCACGGUUAUCUUACGGGAGGAGAAAGACAAGCUGGGAGACAUUCCACAGAUUAUCAUCCUCGGCAGAUGGCCUUCUGAGAGCGAAAGACCAAUUAAGGGAACCACCACACCAAAGCCAGAGGAACCUGAGAAUAACAGAGUGCCGAUUCACGACCUCUUCCCCGACAAGCCGGACCUACAGUCGAAAAUCGAUCUAAUGUGGAGCAAACUGACGCCCGAAGGAAAGAAAAACGUUAAUGAUCUCUUGGAAGAUCUACCUAAAGAUAAACAAGCUCCUAUCCUGCUCUACAUCUACGAUAUUGCCAAGGACACUCUUGAUAAACCGAAUACCAAGCUAGACCUCGACAGAGACACCAUCACCACGGUUAUCUUACGAGAAGAGAAAGACAAACUGGGAGACAUUCCACAGAUUAUCAUCCUCGGCAGAUGGCCUUCUGAGAGCGAAAGACCAAUUAAGGGAACCACCACACCAAAGCCAGAGGAACCUGAGAAUAACAGAGUGCCGAUUCACGACCUCUUCCCCGACAAGCCGGACCUACAGUCGAAAAUCGAUCUAAUGUGGAGCAAACUGACGCCCGAAGGAAAGAAAAACGUUAAUGAUCUCUUGGAAGAUCUACCUAAAGAUAAACAAGCUCCUAUCCUGCUCUACAUCUACGAUAUUGCAAAGGACACUCUUGAUAAACCGAAUACCAAGCUGGACCUCGACAGAGACACCAUCACCACGGUUAUCUUACGAGAAGAGAAAGACAAACUGGGAGACAUUCCACAGAUUAUCAUCCUCGGCAGAUGGCCUUCUGAGAGCGAAAGACCAAUUAAGGGAACCACCACACCAAAGCCAGAGGAACCUGAGAAUAACAGAGUGCCGAUUCACGACCUCUUCCCCGACAAGCCGGACCUACAGUCGAAAAUCGAUCUAAUGUGGAGCAAACUGACGCCCGAAGGAAAGAAAAACGUUAAUGAUCUCUUGGAAGAUCUACCUAAAGAUAAACAAGCUCCUAUCCUGCUCUACAUCUACGAUAUUGCAAAGGACACUCUUGAUAAACCGAAUACCAAGCUGGACCUCGACAGAGACACCAUCACCACGGUUAUCUUACGAGAAGAGAAAGACAAACUGGGAGACAUUCCACAGAUUAUCAUCCUCGGCAGAUGGCCUUCUGAGAGCGAAAGACCAAUUAAGGGAACCACCACACCAAAGCCAGAGGAACCUGAGAAUAACAGAGUGCCGAUUCACGACCUCUUCCCCGACAAGCCGGACCUACAGUCGAAAAUCGAUCUAAUGUGGAGCAAACUGACGCCCGAAGGAAAGAAAAACGUUAAUGAUCUCUUGGAAGAUCUACCUAAAGAUAAACAAGCUCCUAUCCUGCUCUACAUCUACGAUAUUGCAAAGGACACUCUUGAUAAACCGAAUACCAAGCUGGACCUCGACAGAGACACCAUCACCACGGUUAUCUUACGGGAGGAGAAAGACAAGCUGGGAGACAUUCCACAGAUUAUCAUCCUCGGCAGAUGGCCUUCUGAGAGUGAAAGACCAAUUAAGGGAACCACCACACCAAAGCCAGAGGAACCUGAGAAUAACAGAGUGCCGAUUCACGACCUCUUCCCCGACAAGCCGGACCUACAGUCGAAAAUCGAUCUAAUGUGGAGCAAACUGACGCCCGAAGGAAAGAAAAACGUUAAUGAUCUCUUGGAAGAUCUACCUAAAGAUAAACAAGCUCCUAUCCUGCUCUACAUCUACGAUAUUGCAAAGGACACUCUUGAUAAACCGAAUACCAAGCUGGACCUCGACAGAGACACCAUCACCACGGUUAUCUUACGAGAAGAGAAAGACAAACUGGGAGACAUUCCACAGAUUAUCAUCCUCGGCAGAUGGCCUUCUGAGAGCGAAAGACCAAUUAAGGGAACCACCACACCAAAGCCAGAGGAACCUGAGAAUAACAGAGUGCCGAUUCACGACCUCUUCCCCGACAAGCCGGACCUACAGUCGAAAAUCGAUCUUAUGUGGAGCAAACUAACGCCCGAUGGAAAGGAUAACGUAAACGAUCUUCUGGGAGAUUUACCUAAAGAUAAACAAGCCCCAAUUCUACUCUACAUCUACGAUAUUGCCAAGGACACUCUUGAUAAACCGAAUACCAAGCUUUCCCUCGACAGAGACACUAUCAACACGGUUAUCUUACGAGAACAGAAAGACAAGCUGGGAGACAUUCCACAGAUUAUCAUCCUCGGCAGAUGGCCUUCUGAGAGCGAAAGACCAGUUAAGGGAGUCACCACACCAAAGACGGAAGAACCUGAACCGUCCAAGAUCGACAUCAAUCAGCUCUUCCCGAAUGAUCCACAGACACAGAAUGAGAUCAAGAAGUACCUCCUUACUCUUCCCAAGGAGAUGCAGGACCAAGUUUUGAUCUACCUGUUCAAACUGCCGCCCGAUGACAGGAUUGAAAUCGUGCGCUAUUUGAUCAAACUCAACGAAGGCGUCAAAGAGACACAGAACUCGCUCGACUUGGAGACCCUGCGCAAGAUUAUGGAACUCCAAAGAAAAGACCAGCUGGAACACAAAGAGGGCGAGCUCCCGGUUAACGUCGACAAGAUAUUCCCGGACAGGCCCGAUUUGCAGGCGGCCAUCCGCUUUUUCCUCAACAAUCUGUCCAAUCGCGCCAGUGAGCUGAUACGAAUCCACCUCUCAGACUUAACUCCGGACGCGCAAGGACGUAUUCUACUCUACCUGAUCAACCUCAGCAGAAAAAUAUUGGAAACCCCCGGCAUAAGGGUCGACUUGGACCUGCAAGCUCUGAAAACGGUGAUCCGGAUGUACAACAUGAACGGACUGAAGGGAGUUGAAAACGGAACGUAUCCGACGAAACACACUGGAGAAGCUAUUCACCACACAAUGCCUCCACCACCCAAAAACAUACAGGAACGAGUAAACCUCCAGAUUAAAGCGCUCUUCCCAGGCGCACCCGAAUUCGUACCCCGAUUCAUCGCCUUCUUGGAUACCAUGAAUGCCGGACCAUCCACCAUGCAGUACGAGUACGAUCCCGACGUGCUCAACUUGUACUUCGAAGCGUUCCUGGAGUCGUUAACCGACAAGGAGAAGGAUAAAAUUGCAACGGGCAAACCUGUGGUAAAAGAACCUUCGAUUAUUGAUUACAUCAACUUCCACAAGCUCAUCCCCGGCGAUGCCGACCUACAGGCCAGGCUACGAGUGUACUUGGAGGGCUUAGAUCGGGAGUCCCAGGAGAUCAUGGUGUUCAUUUUCAGCCUUUUGGACCCAAUCCCGCCAUAUUCACAGAGACAACUCCGAAUGGUGCUGACCAGUACGAACGAUUCGCAAUGGAAAAUGAACGCCAUCAUCCAGUGGAUCCCAACUCUUCCGGCAUCCGUUACGAAACGCCUCGAGGAAGUCGGCGGAAUAAAAACGACUGAAAUUGGUGGGUCAACGGGGUCGAACGUGAUCAACUACGAAAAGCUUCUCCCUGGCAACCCAUCCCUUCAGGUUACCCUCCGCAAAUUCGUCGAAGGAGUCGAACCAAACGCGCAGAACACAAUCCAAAUCCUCUUCAGUCACUUGCAACCGUUACCGAAAAUGUACCAGGAUCAGCUUUCCAACAUCCUACUCACCACACCCGGCGCUUUACAGGUACCAAAGGUGAUGCAGUGGGCGAGCAGCCUUCCGAAAUCGCUCCUGGGCAACAUGGAAAUAAUCAAGCAGACUGGUACAGCUAACGGUGGAUGGGUUGCUGCAGCUCCGCCGACCGUGGGGAAUGGAUACUCAACUAUUUUGCACGCUAUGAAGAACAAAGCACAUGGUGGAUUCAGCGAGAUGAUGAAAUCGCUUCCAGUUUCCGGGCUGACCGUCGUCCAACCGAAACAACCACGUAGGGCACUACGCGAAGUGGACGCAAGCAAAAUGAAGGAAACAGCAGAAGAGGCGAAGAGCGCGAUUAGCAACCUAAUGGAGACGGCCAAGGACAAGGUGCAACACUAUUGGACCCUCUUCUCGAACGAGAUGGCCAGCAUCGGUCAAAAAAUCGCAGAAACCGCCAAAAAGGUUCCGGAGUACUUUUCGAAGGCCGAUUACGGGAAGAAGGAGUAGGAGAUAACAACGGACCGGCUUCUUUUAGUUAAUUGAUACUGCUUAAUUUGUGUUAUACACAAUAAAUUGCAUUUGAAGGAU